Cyprinus carpio (common carp) is the source of this 1378-nucleotide messenger RNA. RefSeq names its product sushi, nidogen and EGF-like domain-containing protein 1. The record is from RefSeq and is a predicted model, not a curated record. Gene Ontology annotation, biological process: cell-matrix adhesion. Lineage: Eukaryota; Metazoa; Chordata; Actinopteri; Cypriniformes; Cyprinidae.
AAAGGCAGGGCCAGAUUAAAAACCAGUGCAAACUUCCUGCUAACCCACAGCAGGCGCAUGAGCAUCGCCGUAGCAGCUGUCUGAGAAGAAGGACUCCUGGUUUUAUCUCUGACAUCAUCAUCAUGAGAUUGUCUCCAGUUUCACAACAUCUGCUGGUGUUCAUAUCUGUCCUGUCACUCGAAAUCAUCACAUGGACAAACAGCGCAGUGUCAGCAUUAUUCUACCCAUUUGGCUCAGCCGCUGGAGACACAAUAAAUGCUGCUGUUGAUGAUGGAAGCUCCUCUGUUAUUCAGCUGUUGAGUCCAUUUCUGUUCUUUGACCGCACAUACCAGCAGAUUUAUGUUAAUAAUAAUGGACACCUCACAUUCAACGAGCCUUCAUCAGCAUAUGUUCCCUACUCAUUCCCCGCUAGAGGAAGCCAAGAUAUAAUUGCUGGUCUCUGGACUGAUCUUGACAACGGCAUGAGAGGUGUAGUUUCAUAUAAUCAGUACACCAGUGGAAAUGUUCUCACACGCGCCACUCAGGAUAUAAACACACAUUUCCCAAAUCUGUACUUCACUGCCUCUUGGGUGUUUGUUGCAACGUGGGAUAAAGUCGCUUACUACAGCUUAAAUAACACAGAAACAUCGUUUCAAGUGGUUUUAAUUUCAGGCCGUAAUUUUUCAUUUAUUCUGAUGAAUUAUGGUGACAUUGCUGUAACUAGACAUCUGGUGCAGGCUGGUUAUGACACAGUAAGCUCCACACACUACUUUGUGAUUCCUGGAUCAAACAAUGGGAGCUCCAUCUCAAACCUCAGGAACUCCAGUAAUGUUAAUGUUCCCGGUCGAUGGGCCUUCAGGGUGGACGGUGGACCAGGAAACAGCAAAAACAAUGUCAUUGGAUUUCGAGUGAGACUUUCCUCAUUUUUAGACCUGACAGAGAGCACUGAAAUAGUUUUACAGCAAAUAAAGCAGGAGCUGGUCAAGUACGGUCUGCCAAACAACAUUGAACUGAAGUUUAGAAAACUGCAAAAGACAAAGCCGUAAUUUCAUUUUCCAUCAGGAAAAGAAGUAAAAAGUUUGUUUAACAUUUGACACAUAUCCCUGACGACUGAUGAUGUAAUAGCUUCAGUUUUUCAUUAAGGUGGUUUACAAAGGAUUGCAAAAGACUCUAACCAGCAUAAAAGUUUCAUAGAAGAGGUCCAAUGGAUUGGUAUAAAUCAUGUUGUGUGUAUCAAAUGUCAGCUGCAUAAGUUUAAACUAACCAGAGUUUUACUGAAAGUUUUUCUCAUUCGCCUUCAUUAGAACUAUAUCUUAUAAGGAUACAAACACUUGUCUAGGAUAAUGUACAGUAUAGUUUGAAUGUAUGUUGCUUUGAAUAAAAGUGUCUCCCAAAUGGA